AUGUCAAAUGAAAGAAAAUACACUCAAGAAUUUCGAAUAGAAUGGCUUCGUGACGAUAGUUUCCAAGCUUUUAGGUAUUGUACUGUAAUUAGAUAUUACUCUCAAAAUAGAAAAUGCAUAACUACAACUUUUUUAGAUUUAGUACCACUUAAAGAGUGCAAUGCUGAUGCAAUUUGUGAAGCAAUUAAAUUUUCCUUGAGAAAUAAUGCCUUGGAUUUGCAUAAACUCGUUGCAAUUGGAACAGAUAACGCUUCUGUAAUGAUAGGAAUCAAUAAUGGUGUAUAUGCUAAACUCAAAGCCGAAGUACCUGCUUUGAUUCUGGUACGUUGCCUCUGUCAUUCAUUACAAUUAGCGAUUUCCCACGCUACAAAAGAAGGCCUUCCAAGAAAUAUAGAAUUUCUUAUUAAAGAAACAUUUAAUUGGUUUUCUCAUUCUGCGAUUAGACAAUCCAAAUACAAGGAACUCUAUUCUUUGAUGAAUGAUGGAAAUGAAUCAUUGAAAUUAGUACAAAGUAGUGAGACUCGUUGGAUGUCAAUUCAGACCGCUAUUGAUAGAAUUUUGAGACAAUGGAAUGAUUUAAAGGCAAAUUUUAAAUUGGCCAGAACAAACGAAAGAUAUUAUACAGCAGAAAUUUUGUUCUCAAUGUUUGAUGAUCAAAGAAAUUUCUUAUUUCUUAAACCUGUACUUGAUGAAGUUCAGAGAUUAAAUAAAAUAUUUGAAUCUGAGAAUAAUGAUCCUACGAAGUUGCUACAGGACUUGCUAAAUUUAAUAGAAUCUUGUUGUUCUAAGAUUGUUAUUCCAGGAACAAAAAUAACAAAUGAAGUAGUAAUUGAAAACCAUUUAGCACUCAAUCCAUAUUUGGGUUAUCAGUUUGAAACUGAAAUAAACAAUUCUGCACUGUUAGAUAAAGAAAAGAAAAAUAUUCGUAGUCGCUGCAUUGCCUUCCUUUUGUCUCUUAUAAAACAACUUCGGCAAAGGUUACCUGACAAUACAGUAUAUCAAUAUUGAAAACCAUGACGUCACUAAGUAUUGACCAAUACCUCAACCCAAUUAAAAGUGAUAUAAUAAACUUUGCGAAAAUGUUUCUCACUGAUGAUGCAAUAUUAACUCGCAUUGACUUUCAAUGGAGGAAAAUCCAUACAAUUCAGUGGAAAGAAACUUCCAGCACGAUAAACCUGUGGAUGGAGGUAGCUCAAUACCGAGAU
Molecule: messenger RNA, 1205 nt
Organism: Centruroides sculpturatus (bark scorpion)
Lineage: Eukaryota; Metazoa; Arthropoda; Arachnida; Scorpiones; Buthidae
Exons: 2
Coding region: 1-1008 (335 amino acids)
Source: RefSeq, a predicted model, not a curated record